Molecule: messenger RNA, 255 nt
Organism: Mycotypha africana
Lineage: Eukaryota; Fungi; Mucoromycota; Mucoromycetes; Mucorales; Mycotyphaceae
Exons: 1
Coding region: 62-241 (59 amino acids)
Source: RefSeq, a predicted model, not a curated record
UGCUGUACCAAAUGCAAGCAACCAGGACAUAAAUCGAUGCGUUCUCCUCUGUGUCCUCAACAUGUAUUAUCAAAGGCAGAGGUUUUUCAACAUCAUUUGGGAAGUAAUUACAAGGCGUUUACAAGAAGGUUGCCUCUUGAUAACUGUGUUUUUGGUGACUAUCGCAACGCAUUCAAGUCAAAAGCUGUUGAAGCUUGUUCUGUUAUUCGCAACUUGGUUCUUAGAGCGAAGCUCUUUGUGAAUUAUUACGUCUUG